Penicillium subrubescens is the source of this 3582-nucleotide messenger RNA. RefSeq names its product putative C6 transcription factor. The record is from RefSeq and is a predicted model, not a curated record. Gene Ontology annotation, biological process: DNA-templated transcription; regulation of DNA-templated transcription. Lineage: Eukaryota; Fungi; Ascomycota; Eurotiomycetes; Eurotiales; Aspergillaceae. Bases 1 to 3582 code for a protein of 1193 amino acids. Gene Ontology annotation, molecular function: hydrolase activity; zinc ion binding; DNA binding. The transcript has 7 exons. Gene Ontology annotation, cellular component: nucleus.
AUGCCGACUCCAAUUGUAGAUUCGCACAUUCACCUCUUCCCAGCCUCUCAUCUACCAACAUUGGCCUGGUACAGCCCUGACAGUCCCCUCGGGGCGCAACACAGUGUCGACGAGUACCGACACGCAUCAUCUUCCAUUUCUACUGAGAGCGACAGUGCCGAAUCAAAAUAUCUACGUGGCUUUAUCUUCCUUGAGACAGAUCGCAUUUCAUCCGUGGCAGAUGAUCAGCCAGAUAGCCCGGGAUGGAUGCAUGCUCUGGAUGAGGUGUCCUUCUUGACACGCAUUGCGCUGGGAGAACCAGUUUCUGGGGAAGGCCAUGACGCGACUCAUAAAGACCUGUGUCUUGGAAUUAUUCCCUGGGCGCCGGUUCCAGGGGGACCCGAGGCUCUCACCUCAUAUAUGACCAAGGUCAAGGAGCGGACACAAACGGAAGAAAUUUGGCGCAAGGUGCGAGGAGUGAGAUACUUGGUUCAGGACAAGCCAGCUGGAGUGAUGCUUCAGCCGCAGUUUGUGGAAGGUUUGCGCUGGCUAGGAGAGCAAAGCCUGGUCUUUGAUCUCGGGGUUGACGCCAGACAAGGUGGAUUGCAUCAAUUGCGUGAAGCAGUGGAAAUGAUGGAUAGGCUGGGAGAUGCCAGUGUGACAAUCAUUAUAAAUCAUCUUUGCAAGCCCAAUCUACGACUUUCGCCUGAAUCCGUCUCAUCUCACCACGAGUUCCUAGAGUGGAAAGAAUUGAUUACGAAAAUGGCUGAGUCGAGCUCAAGGACCUACAUGAAGCUCUCGGGCGCAUUUUCAGAGCUUCCCCCACUGGACUCCGAAUCCGAACCUGAUAUCUCCAACCUCAUCGAUCGCAUCCAACCUUGGACAGACGUGGUGUUCGACGCGUUUGGAGCCGAGCGAGUCAUGUUCGGGUCGGAUUGGCCCGUGUGCAAUAUUGGCGGUGGAGGCAAUAAUGUUUCGUGGAAUCGGUGGAUAAAGAUUGUAGAGGGAAUCUUAGAGAAAAGAGGAUUGACCGAGGAGCAGAAACAGGGUGUUUGGGGCCAAGUCGCGGUGAGGGCGUACGAUCAAAAUGCCGAACACUGCAGCACCUCCCGCGCUGCUGCCCCCUCCUCCAAUCAGGGACUCGGCAGCCUUGAUAAAGAACAAAGCCCGGGGGAGUACUCGUCCGGGAUUGAUUCGGAUAGCGAGCUUGUUGGCCCCAAUGGCUCGCGAGCUUUGAAACGAAAACGGCCCCUCACCGUCUCAUGUGAACUAUGCAAGCAGAGAAAGGUCAAGUGCGAUCGAGUCCAGCCCAGCUGUGGCUGGUGUACUCGCAAUGGUCAGAUGUGUGAGUACAAGGAGCGAAAGAAGCCUGGCCUGCGGGCUGGGUAUGGCAAGGAAUUGGAGCAGCGGCUUGACAGAUUGGAGGAGAUCAUUCAGGCGCAAGCCCGUCUUAUUGAGAUGCAUGUCCUGCAGAGCCAGCCUUCAAUGGGUCGUGAGAUGACCCAAGCUGGCUCACUCUCUUAUAGCUCUCCUUCGGAACCCUCGGCAGUCCAUGGUCCCAGUCCCCGCACGGCACUUUACUUUAACGACCCUGCUUCUUCGGUAAACCUACCCUCUCGCCGAGCAGAUGUCUCUAUCACAAGUCCGUCGGAGACUUCGGUCAAGAACUUGGUUCAAAAUAGCCUUCAAAAUGGAGGAUCAGCACCUUCGAUGAGCUCGUUGCCCUCUAUUCCUAACGCACAAACAAAUAAUGACUACACUGGGAACGAAUCCUCAUUGAAAGUCCCCGUCAGUCUUUUUGGCAACCAGGAGCAGUCAUUGGCAGAUCCUGACUUGGAUCUUCCGCCUUAUGAUCUGCUGUACGCGUUGGUUGAUCUCUAUUUCGAGCACAUCAAUUCCUGGUGCCCAAUUCUUCAUCGUCGGUCGACAUUGGACACUUUCUUCGGCCCGUCCCCGCUGGAAGAGGCAGAUCGGAUGGUUCUGUAUGCCAUCGUAGCAACAACCUUGCGCUUCUCUUCCGAUGCCCGACUCAACGAUUUGAAUCGAAAGCGUUACCACGACUCUUCUAAACAGAAAGUUCUCCUCUACGGUUUGGAGAACUCAUCUGUGAAAGCUCUACAAGCCCUCGUCAUAUUGGCAAUAGAUUUGGUUGGAUCAUCCAACGGUCCCCCGGGUUGGAAGUUGCUUGCUCUGAUCACUCGAUCUGUCGUCCAACUGGGAUUGGCUGUAGAGUCCAAAUCAUCUCUCAUCGCUCCAGUGUAUCCCUCCAUCUACACAUUGAGAGCGGUGACACUCUCAGAGCCUGACUCUUGGAUCGAGGAUGAAAGCAGACGACGCUUAUUCUGGAUGGUAUACUUGUUGGACCGGUAUUCAACAAUCGCCACUGCUUUCAAUUUUGCCCUUGACGACAAGGACAUCGACCGCAAGCUACCCUGCAAGGAAGAGUUUUUCAUGAAGAACCAGCCCGUCGAGACGCGACGAUUCCAUUGUUCCAGUGAUCGAGCCGAUUAUCUCAGCCAUGCAGAGAAUGUGGGAUCCUUCGGACUAUAUAUGGAGAUCCUGGGCAUUCUGUCUCGCAUUCACCUGUUUUUGAAGCGACCUGUUGAUAUUGGGUCGCUUUCCGAUGUUGAGGAAUGGCAGGCCACAUACCGCAAGCUUGACAGUGAGCUCACAUCAUGGGAGUUCAACCUGCCUGUCGAGUAUGCGUAUGAGAAUUCGUCCAGGCUCUUCGCCGCAGGAAAACAGAGCCGAUCUCUCCAUAGCGACUGGGUGCAGCUCCAUGCCACCUAUCAAACAGCCGUGAUCCGCCUGCAUUCAUCUGCCGCGUACCCAACUACUCGAUCACCCAUCUUCACCCCGUCAUACAGUGCCAGCCAACGGUGUCUACUAGCAGUCGACAACAUCCUCUCCGUAACACGAUUCGUCGUCGAAAACAACAUGCUCGACAAGCUCGGACCCCCCUUCGCCUUCACCCUCUGGGUCUCAGCCCGACUCCUCCUCGUCCACGGCUCCACAAUCGCCCACACCGUCAGCCACGACAUCCUCUUCUUCGUCGACACCCUCGCCCACCUAGGCCAAUACUGGAAAGUCGCCGAACGCUAUAGCAACAUCCUCCAGCGCGUCCUCGACGAAUACGGCGAAUACCAACAAUCCGCCGCAACAGAUGGCGAACGCUCAACACCCUCCACAGUCAAAAUCCUAGCCGACAUGCGCCGCUGUGCCUUUGACCUCGACUUCCUGAUUUCCCGUCAACCCCGUGAAUCUCCAUCAUCCAUGAGCAACGGCGGAAAUGACGCAACGCGUCCUUCCAACUCGACUAUUCCCCCGCGGAACCUGGCGCCGAAUGAACUCGAGUACCUCGAUGUCUUUGGGUUCUUUAAUGUUCCGCGUGUACCGCCUGCUCGCGCGCCGGAUCCUAAUUCGGCUAAUCCUGGUCAUCUGGAUAUGUCUGAGUCUGUGCCAAAUCCAAUGUCUAUUCAUGGACUUACGGGUACGGGACCUGUUGUUGAUGGGAAUGGUAAUACGAAUACGAAUGAGUUUAAUAUCACGAAUUAUCUGAUUCCCACGCCGGAGACAGAUUGGUUGUUCCGGCCUGGUGGAUGA